This is a messenger RNA of Argentina anserina (silverweed cinquefoil), 528 nucleotides long. RefSeq lists its product as uncharacterized. The transcript has a single exon. Bases 1 to 528 code for a protein of 175 amino acids. The record is from RefSeq and is a predicted model, not a curated record. NCBI's taxonomy places the organism in Eukaryota, Viridiplantae, Streptophyta, Magnoliopsida, Rosales, Rosaceae. Gene Ontology annotation, molecular function: catalytic activity.
AUGGAUCAUAUUUUCUUCUGGAAUGCUCAAGGAGCUGGGGGUGAAAAGUUCAGGUCCUCUAUCCAGGAUCUUGUGAAGAUGAACAAAGUAGACUUGCUUAUUGUUUGUGAACCUCGAAUCCAGUUCUCUAGUGCUAAGAAAUGCUUACUCUCUCUUGGCUUUACUGACUUCGAAGCUAUGGAAGCUAAUGGAUCUUCUGGUGGCAUUUGGUUUUUGUGGAAUAGAAACAAAAUUACUAUUAAUAUUUUUGAUCCUAAUUUUCAGUCUAUUUCAGUUAAGAUCUCUUGGAAUGGCUCUCAUACUUGGCUUUUGAUGGGGAUUUAUGCUAGUCCCUACAACACUUCUAGAAGUGGACUUUGGACUUCUCUUGAUGAUCUGAUUAAGAAACACAAUUUGCCUUGGAUUUUGGUGGGUGAUUUUAAUGAACUUCUCUCUUUUUCUGAUAAGAUUGGUGGCUCUCAACAUUAUAAAUUUGGGGGUUUUCAAGACUGGGUUGUUAGGAAAGACUUGAUUGACAUGGGCUACUAA